UUAGACCUAGUGUAUUCCCAGGCCGCUCUUUCUCCUUGGUCCUCCAGAAGAAUAAAAUAGGCCUCCAACACUUCCCGUCGCUGUUCCUCCUUCCCUCUGAAGACGAACCAGAAUGGUGACCAUGGCGUCCGCGGAGCAUCACCGUCUCCUCCUCCCCCAAUUCCUCUCCUCCGACCUCUGUAAGGAGCUGGAGUUCAUCCACCGGAGCUGCGGCACGGUGGGAUAUCGCCCCAACGUAUUCUCCACGACCCUCUCCCACCUCAUCGCCACCAACUGCGCUCACCUCAUUCUCCCUUUUCUCUCCAUCAGGGAGAGUCUCAAGGAGAAGGUCGAGGAGUCCUUCGGAUGCGAGUUCGAGCUCUUCAUCGAGUUCACCGGCCUCAUCAGUUGGUGCAAAGGAGCAUAUAUUGGAUGGCACAGUGAUGACAAUAGGUCUUAUCUUAAGCAAAGAGAUUUUACGGCAGUUUGCUACUUAAACAGUCACGGAAAGGAUUUCAAAGGUGGAAUAUUUCACUUUAAAGAUGGGGAACCUUCAUCCCUUGCGCCAGUUGCUGGAGAUGUUGUCAUCUAUACGGCUGACAAUCGCAACAUUCAUUCUGUAGAUGAGGUUAUUGAUGGUGAAAGACUCACAUUAACUCUUUGGUUCACCCGUGACAGUGCACAUGAUGAGGAUGCCAAGCUGAUCACUCUUCUCUCUCGGUUAUUAUUGACCCGAGAAGAUGAUGAACGUAAUUCUAACCUGCCUUUGCCAGCAUCUGAUAACAUGUAUUGGUUUUCUCAUGGGGAUUCGGGUUUUGAUAUACGCUGUGCCAGGCUGCAAAUCCUUGGGUUUAGUUUCUAUUCAUCCAGUGAUGGCAAAUAUGAUGCAUCUGAUACAUCACAGGACCCUUUGGAGCUACUUGUGAAGCCCUUGCGAAUUGGUAGAGGGAAUGAAAUUUUUGAGAAGGAAUUCAUCAACAGUUUGCAUGCUCUGCAGGUGGUGCAAUUCUACUACUGGAAAGCCCCUGGAUUGAUCUCAGAAACAAGAGAAACUGGGACUGCCAUGGGAUCGGCCCAACAUUCUCAGAUAGAGAAGUCUAGCAACUUAGAAUUGGUGUUGCCAUGCAAUCACAAACUUGCUGAGACGGUUUUAGGCCUCAUGUCGUAUGAUGAUUCAAAUCUUUCCUUUAACUGGAAUGACUGUGCACUUGCGGUUAGCAGGUGGGAAGACUAUAUACGUAGAUUAUAUGGAGACUUGUCAAUUCUUAUGCCAUAUUGGGUAGCCCAGCAGGCUGUAUUCUUUGUCGAUCCUGCUGAGCUGAAGAAAUGAAAUGAAUGAUCUUUCAAUUAUGCUGAAAGCUAUUGCAAUUUAAUUAUUCUAUGCCUCUUUUAG
Molecule: messenger RNA, 1372 nt
Organism: Elaeis guineensis (African oil palm)
Lineage: Eukaryota; Viridiplantae; Streptophyta; Magnoliopsida; Arecales; Arecaceae
Biological process (GO): collagen metabolic process
Molecular function (GO): L-ascorbic acid binding; oxidoreductase activity, acting on paired donors, with incorporation or reduction of molecular oxygen; iron ion binding
Source: RefSeq, a predicted model, not a curated record